Molecule: messenger RNA, 507 nt
Organism: Eimeria necatrix
Lineage: Eukaryota; Apicomplexa; Conoidasida; Eucoccidiorida; Eimeriidae
Product: sarcoma antigen NY-SAR-97, putative
Exons: 5
Coding region: 1-507 (168 amino acids)
Biological process (GO): axonemal dynein complex assembly
Cellular component (GO): cytoplasm
Molecular function (GO): protein-folding chaperone binding; dynein intermediate chain binding
Source: RefSeq, a predicted model, not a curated record
AUGGGUUCUUUUGGAGUCAGCGACAUCCAGGCACUGGCAGAUCUGUUCUGUCCAGACACCGCAAAGCAAGGUCACCUCAGGGGGCCCCAAACCCUAAACCCUAAACCCUCGCCGCCAACAGAGAAGUACAAAAGCAAAGCAAAACCCAAUGUUAAAGUGAAGGCUAAGGUAGGCCAAAAAGAGGAGUUUGAUAUUUGGAAAGAAAAAGACCUCGUUCAAGGGGCCACUUUCAAGCAGCUGAGAGACAAUAGGACGGAACCCAGAUAUGAAGUUUUAUUCUCUCAAAAAGUUGGCGCGGAAGAUGUCUAUCUGGGGCUGAGCGACAAAGACCCUACAACAGACCAUUGUGAAACCCUGCUGGUUAAAACGCUGGAAGACCGCCUGGUGGUGGAUUCUCCUCAACACCAUUUAAACCUCCCUUUGCCAGCCGAGGGUUUAGGGUUUGUGCUGUGUGUGUCAUCUCCUCAGCUGCCAAUUAAACGCAAAAUAGAAUAUGUCCAGAUGUAA